Armigeres subalbatus is the source of this 3526-nucleotide messenger RNA. RefSeq names its product zinc finger protein 791-like. Gene Ontology annotation, molecular function: zinc ion binding; DNA-binding transcription factor activity, RNA polymerase II-specific; RNA polymerase II cis-regulatory region sequence-specific DNA binding. Gene Ontology annotation, cellular component: nucleus. Bases 149 to 3010 code for a protein of 953 amino acids. The transcript is spliced from 4 exons. Gene Ontology annotation, biological process: regulation of transcription by RNA polymerase II. Lineage: Eukaryota; Metazoa; Arthropoda; Insecta; Diptera; Culicidae. The record is from RefSeq and is a predicted model, not a curated record.
UCUUCAGAAGUCUUCAGAUUUUCUCCAAGCAUUUCGGUUCGCGUUUCGUCAUCCCGUCGUCGGAAAGGUUUAUUUUUUCUUGAAAAAUAGUGCUUGUUGGUUAAAAUGAAUCUCUAGUGCAUGUGAAAACGCGUAUCCGGGAUUCAAAAUGAUCGAGUGUUGUGUUAAACUGUGUCCGUCAACUACGUUUCGCCCGAAGUUUCCGUUCUAUCGCUUUCCUGUGAUCCGCUCGGAUGAGAACCGCCAGGCAUCGGUUGACCGAAGAACGGCGUGGAUCCGAGCCGUGGGAAGGAACAAUGUGAACUGGGACCUGGCAGUGGUCUGCGGUAGGCAUUUCCUCUCCGGAAAGCCAUCCCAGUUACAUGAAACGGACAGUGCCGAUUGGAUUCCGUCGUUGCAUAUGAGUGGGGCAGAUAAUGGGAAGCAGCAGCGGGAGCCGAAGGCUGCGGUAAAAGGAGUAGCAGCAGCACCCGCAACUGGCUCUAAAAGUGUCUUGGGAUCGUCUACGGUGACCCCCAGUAGUGAUCCGACGGUGGCCAAAUCCAAGGCCGCACAACAGCGGGAGAAUCUGAUUAGAACCAACUCGAAGAAAAUCUGCCGACUGUGUUUGGGAAAGGACGUCCGAUUGACUAGGCCGUUCGAGAAUGAAGGUGGUCCGGAUGACGAUUUGUUGCAGAGAAUAUACGAAUGUACUACUGUGAAGGUCAUGCUGAAAGAUAGCUAUCCGGUUGCAAUAUGUGCAAUAUGCGACACUAAAUUAAAAGAGUACAGCAGAUUCCGCGACAGAUGCAUCGAGAAUGACGAAUUACUACACAACAUUCUCGACGAGGGUGACAAGGACGAGGAGGAGAGUAAUGACGAAGUGAAGGUGAUUAGUCCGGAACAACUCAUUUCAACGGAAAUCCGCCCGUUGGAGUUUCAGGAAUCGAGUGAAAUCAGAGAUCUCCAGUUACAAUUGUACGGUUCGUCCGAUGAGAAUACGCUCAGCCAGAGUGAAUUUGCCGGUUCGGAUAGGACGAGUGCAAUAACUCCGCUGCCGAAAAUCACCCACGUAACCUCGAAUGCAUCAACUGAUACCAUCGCAAGUACCAGCACUGUCGACAAAGUACAAGAUGCAGCUGAAACGAACCCUUCAACUGCGACGGCAACGUCGACAGAAAAAGCAACUGUACCUGCCGUCAAACCAACUAUAAGCGUAAAACCGUUGUCCAGUCUGGCUGCCAAACCUAAUGUAGAAUCUUCUGAGAAAGCUGUUCCAGAAACAACGGAAUCCUCUGCAUCCAAGGAAGGCGACAAAAACUCCCCGCUUCAGUUUAACGUGAACCCGGACGGACGCUUGGAGUGCAAAGUCUGUUCAAGACCUUUCCGCAAUUCGUACACCCUUCGCCGUCACAUGAAUUUGCACACUGAAGAGAAUCUUUACACUUGUGAAUACUGCAAUAAAAAGUUCAACGAUCGAUCCAAUUGGAAGAUUCAUCUGCGGGCUCACACGGGCGAUAAUCUGCUCCGAUGUGCUGUUUGUUUCAAAACUUUUAUCUCUCCAUCAACUCUAAAGUAUCACUUGCGAGCACACCGAAAGCUGAAAGCCUAUGAGUGCAAGUUCUGUUUAGAGGCAACCAGUAGUUACCAAGCCUUAUCGGAUCACAUUUCGGCGAAACAUGGCGACGUACGGUUGGAAGACUAUGCUAAGCACAUCGAGGAAACGUUCGCGGCCGGAGAUUUUCUCAAAAUCGAGAUGGAAGCGGACGAAACUACACUGUCAGCGGCGCUCGCGGCUGGUUUGCAGGCUGAUAGUGAUGAAUCUGCUUCCGAAAUGGCACCACGUCCUCCGCCAUUAAUCGCAGCACCGGCAUCGGCGAUGCUGGGUGCUACUGCCGUCGGUCUCAGCGGCGAGAUUAAAAUCAAGGAAGAGGUACCCGAUUUGGACGAUAUAGCAAUCAAACAGGAACCGGUUGACGAAGAAACUCUGGGUACGUUGGUUGGCAAUCAUGACGGUACACAGGUGCUAACGCAACACCUGUCAACCUUGGUUCCACCGACCGAAGAGGAAGCUCCUCCAGUGAUUCUGUUCCGGUGUGACUAUUGCAUGAAGAUCUUCAAGUAUCUGUAUGAAUUGCGGGUGCACAUGAAAAUACACAACGAGCCGAAAACGGUGACGAUCCCAGUGGAAUCGGCCUCGCAACCGCCUCCACCGAAAAAAGCGCGCCAUCCGUCGAUUGACGUGGACAUCGGUGAGCUUGCGAACGCACCACUACCGGAACAUGACUGUCCCAAAUGUGACAAAGCGUUCCGAACCGAAGAGCUGCUCAGGGUCCACAUUGAAACUCACAAAACGGACAAAGAUGUCACAAAAGCUCGAAGCUGUAAGGUUUGUUUCAAGGCGUUCAAGUGUGAACUGAAUCUGGUUUCGCACAUGAAGAAACAUCACGAGUAUGAAACAUUUGUCAGGGAACAGCAACUGCAAGAAGAGGGCGGACAACAGCCUGCGGCUACUGCCGAGGAAAAACCUCAGUCCCCGGACAGUAGCAGCAACGAUGCCGGCAAUCAAUCGCAGAGUGAAUCUGUAGACACAGCCACGACGGCUGAAGGUGGAACCUCAACAGCGUCAGGGGAGCGCAAGUGUGAGAUCUGCGCCGUGAGUUUCGACUGUGCCUACAAGCUGGAGCAGCACGUGAUGACCCACUUCAAAAACAAUGAAGCUGUUGCGUUUUUGCCAUCGGCCGAUCGGCCCUACAAGUGUACCGAGUGCCAUAAGCGGUUCAAGCGGAAGGACUAUCUGCUGAUCCACAUCCGGACGCACACCGGCGAGCGGCGACACAAGUGUGACAUGUGCUCCAGCGCAUUUGUGCACCCCUCGAAUCUAAUCACCCAUCGUAAGUUGCACUCCAACGAGCGGCCGUUCAAGUGCGAUCUUUGUCCGGCGGCAUUCAAAUUGUAUGCCGGGCUAAAGAUCCACCGGAAACGGUGUGUGCUCAAAUACCUACAGGAAAAUAGCGUCACGGUAACGUAGGUCUGCUAUGGGGGCAGACCUUAUAGGCUAAGGUUGUUUUAAGACGAGCGACUACUACUUCCGCUAAGACUUGGUGAAUGAUGAUUGCAUGUGGGAUGUGCGCGCGAUUUCAUUUUGGAAAAGUUUAUUCUAUGUAACACAUGAUUCCAAAACAAUCAAAAUACCUUAGUUUCCUUCAAAGUUUUACAAUACUGAUUUCGGUUUGUACGUUUCAUUUGCUUCGUCCUAGCUGUUCUUAAAUUGUUUUUUUUAAGUUUUGUCGUCUUGUGCUUGGUUUAUAAUUGUUCGUAAUAACACCUUUAUGCCUGAUCUUAUUUUUUAAGGCUUGGACGAUUGAAGAUUAUAUCUAAAAAUUAAUAUAAACUUAGGGAAAAGUAUCGUAUGAAUGAAUAUUUUUUCGUAUAUGUCUGUUAAAAAGUUUAUCAUAAGUUCUAAUUUUUGUAAACAGUUUUCUUAAUAACUAUACAAUAGAAUGUAAAAGCAUGUAUUUUAAAAUGAAAAAGUACAAUCCGUAAA